Trametes versicolor FP-101664 SS1 is the source of this 1200-nucleotide messenger RNA. RefSeq names its product monooxygenase FAD-binding protein. Lineage: Eukaryota; Fungi; Basidiomycota; Agaricomycetes; Polyporales; Polyporaceae. The transcript has a single exon. Gene Ontology annotation, molecular function: FAD binding. The coding region runs from base 1 to 1200 and encodes 399 amino acids. The record is from RefSeq and is a predicted model, not a curated record.
AUGUCUUCUACCGCUAUUCCGACCAACGCCAGCCAGCCUCGCAUCGCCAUCAUCGGCGGUGGCCCCGCAGGCCUCGUCCUGCUCCUCACUCUGUCCAAGCGCGGCGUUCCCGCGACGCUCUAUGAGCGCGACACGGACAGCGAGGCGCGCGCCCAUCUCGGCGGCAUGCUCGACCUCGAGUGGGAGACCGGCCAGCGCGCGCUGCGCGAGAACGGUCUGGAGGACGUAUUCAGGAAGCAUUCGCGCCGUGACGCUGAGGAGACUAAGAUCUGCGGCAAGGACGGGGUCACCCUGUUCUUCCAGGCCGGCGCAGAUCCAACCGAUGAAAGUCUGGAGGAUGCGCGCCCCGAGAUCGACCGCCGCGUCCUGCGCGAGAUUCUGCUCGACGCCGUGCCGAAGGACGCGAUCAGGUGGGGCUAUGCGCUCACCGGUAUCCGCCCGCUCCAGGACGGCCAGCACGAGCUCACCUUCGCCAACGGCGUCGUGACCACUAGCGACUUUGUUGUCGGCGCCGACGGGGGCCACUCUCGCCUCCGCCCUCUCCUCUCCACGGCCGAGCCCCUCUACCACGGCGUCACAGGCGCGGAGGUUUCACUCGCCCCCUCUGUCGUUACCCUUCCCAAGAAUCACGACAUCAGCGAAGGUGUCGGGCAGGGAACCUGCUUCGCAGCCGAGGACAGCAAGAUGCUCGGCUUCCAGAGGAACGGCAACGGGCGCAUCCGCGCCUACGCGUGGCACCGCAAUACGCUGGAGUGGGAGAUUCCGCGCGACCCGAAGGAGGCGAAGAAGGUCCUCCUCGACAUCUACUCCGACUGGGCCCCGUGGAUGCGCAAGUUCAUCGAGAAGGCCGACGAGGACGCCAUCUACCCUCGCCCCCUCUUCCAUCUCGUCGUCGGCCAUCGCUGGGAGCACAAGCCCGGCGUCACGAUCAUCGGAGACGCCGCGCACCUGAUGAGCCCGUUCGCGGGAGCAGGCGCAAACCUCGCGAUGCGCGAUGGGCUGGAGCUGGGCUUGGUCCUCGCAGAGGCGGUUUCGAAGGACCUUGGAAGGGAGGAGAGAGAGGCGGCUGUCGCAGAGUGGGAGGAGGAGAUGUUUGUGAAGGUGGAGAAGUUCGCUGCUCUUACCCUCCGGAACCUCGAGACCAUCAUCAGCCCCGCUGCUCCCCAGUCCGCUGUCGAGGCAUUCAAACUUUCCCUUUAA